This is a messenger RNA of Triticum turgidum subsp. durum (durum wheat), 696 nucleotides long. NCBI's taxonomy places the organism in Eukaryota, Viridiplantae, Streptophyta, Magnoliopsida, Poales, Poaceae. The record is from the annotation of a GenBank genome assembly.
AUGGCGGCGCCGCCGGCCAGGGCUCGGGCCGACUACGACUACCUCAUCAAGCUCCUCCUCAUCGGCGACAGCGGUGUUGGAAAAAGUUGUCUGCUCCUACGGUUCUCAGAUGGCUCCUUCACCACUAGCUUCAUCACAACUAUUGGUAUCGACUUCAAGAUAAGGACUGUUGAGUUGGAUGGCAAACGGAUCAAGUUGCAGAUCUGGGAUACUGCUGGCCAAGAGCGCUUUCGGACUAUAACUACUGCCUACUACAGGGGGGCGAUGGGCAUUUUACUUGUUUAUGAUGUCACGGAUGAGGCGUCAUUCAAUAACAUAAGAAAUUGGAUCAAAAACAUUGAACAGCAUGCUUCAGAUAACGUGAGCAAAAUUUUGGUGGGGAACAAAGCGGAUAUGGAUGAAAGCAAAAGGGCUGUUCCCACUUCAAAGGGCCAGGCCCUGGCCGAUGAAUAUGGCAUUCAGUUCUUUGAAGCGAGUGCAAAGACAAACAUGAAUGUCGAGCAGGUUUUCUUCUCUAUAGCAAGAGACAUCAAACAGAGACUCUCGGAGGCUGAUUCCAAGGCUGAGGGGGGACUAUCAAGAUCAACACGGAGGGUGAUGCCAGUGCAGCAGCAGGACAGAAGUCGGCUUGCUGUGGGUCUUGAACCGUCGUCGUCGCUACGGGGAAAAAAGAUGGUUGCGACACGGUGCUUGUAA